AUUCCACCACCGAGCCGUUCCAUGCAUGCCCCAAUAUCUGCCGCCUAACAAGUUGACACAGCAUCGCGUAGCAGCAAUCGCUCUUUACCGGGCCUUGCUUUCGCGAUGCUCUUCCGAUGCGCUUCCCAACAACGACAACCGCGUCUCGUUGCGUAACACAAUUCGCAACAAGUUUCGGAGGAACAGAAAGAUACAAAGCCCUUAUCAGCUGGGACUAAGCUUCAAAGCUGGCUAUGAAACGCUCGACCGACUCGAUGCCUCCGCUGCGGGAGAUGAGACCAGCACAAAGUUGCUGGCGCAACUGAUUUCCCAAUUACCGCCUGCUCUAAUACGUGCGCCUCCGAUAAGGCCUCGUCGACAAGCGUCGUCUACACCUCCCAAAGAACGACUCGCGUGUCUUCCUCCAGAACGAGCCGUCCUGAAUGUGCGCCCCUACGCGAAGACGUCUGGGCCCCGCCACGUCCCAGUACUUGCCUCGGCAAAUGGUACCCCCUUCCUUCGCCUUACAAAGCCGCAGCCACCAGCCCUAAGUCGCAUUCUCCGUCAACGACUACAACGAAAGACGGAUUUGUUUGACGCCAAAGUUCUUCUGAACAAUUGGUGGCUCCCAACGUGUCGACAGGAGGACAAGUGGGAUGACUUCCUGGAAGAGCAGUUGGGAGAAGACAAGGAUUCUGUCAAGUGGAUUGAUGCAGUUCGGCAAGCAGAACUGCAGAAUCAGUGGGCGUACGAAAGGGAGUUACGGAAGGAUCGGGACAUGACGAAGGACAUGCAAGCAAUUGUAGACAAGGAGAUGGAGCUGGCUUUGAAGGAGGGACAAACAAUCGUUAGAGGGAGAAAGAGGAGACCUAUACUAGUGAUAAAGCCGAAGUCAUGAUGACACGGUUUACUCUGACAUAGCUGGGCGGUGCCUGAUGGGUAUAUACACUCGAUUUUAGACGCAAACUUCUAGACUCGAUGGAUCACGAUGUCGCCUCAAUCUUCAAUUUGCCCACAUCCACUUCAUCCACUUCAUCGUCAUCGUCAUCCUCUGUCUUUCCUACCAAGCCCUGUUGCCAGAGCUCCUUUCCGGUCAACUUCUUCUCUUCCUUGACAAUUCUCUUCUUCUUGUCCUCUAGUUCCUUCUCCUCCUCCUUCCGUCUCUUCUCCUCCUCCAUCUCCUUCCUGAACUUUUCUCUCCACGCCAGGAAUGAUUCGCGUGUAACAGCUUCGCCUUGGAACUUUUUGUUCUCUUCUUCCUCAGCCUUGGCAGCGGCUAUCUCGACGAGGGCUUGCUUUGCGUUUUGGCGUUCGGUAAUGAGCAGUUCGGCACUAUCUUUGAUGACGGUUACGAGGGUGAAGACCAUGGCCAUGCCAAGAUUUUCUUCUAUCGUCUCUUUGAGAGAGUCGAGGAGCCGCUGCUUAUCUUCGUGUAUGUCCAGAUAGGGAUGUUUGGGCGCAUUGGGCGGUUGCGUUACGUCGAGUCGGGGGGCUUCGUCGGGGUAGUCUGGAGGAUAGGCGACAUUGAGGAUGAUGAUUG
This is a messenger RNA of Pyrenophora tritici-repentis Pt-1C-BFP, 1519 nucleotides long. RefSeq names its product Complex1-LYR-1 multi-domain protein. The record is from RefSeq and is a predicted model, not a curated record. Lineage: Eukaryota; Fungi; Ascomycota; Dothideomycetes; Pleosporales; Pleosporaceae.